CAUAAUGCAUCCGUGACAUGUAUCGUGGCGCUAAGUGCAAUGAAAUUGAUUUGAUCAUCGAUGUGUUUAUUUUGGUUUUAAAAAAAUGUGACACUUCGAUUUAUUUAUAUCUUUUACAACGAUUAGUGGAAAAAGUUUAAUAUUCUACUUAAUAAUAGAAACGAUAAAAAAUUAAUCAAUAUGGAGAAAUUAAGUUUUCCGUCAGAAGAAGUUUUAAAACAAGCUAUCGCGGAAAUUAAAGAACCAUUAUUAUUUCAACGAAUGUUGCAAGAUUCAACAGGUGCAUACACCUGGAAAUUGUUAGAUUGGAAAUUAUCUGAGUUGAUCGGAAAGUUUGGGGAUACCAAGUUACCAUUCCGAGUUGGUUAUAAUGUUCGAUCGAAGGGUCCACAAUGGGAGGUGAACUGCCCUGUAGUAUCGAUGACAUUAUCAGAGUUCGUUAAAAGCAUAGAAUUUAAAGAAGAUGAAAAGAAAUGGUACUAUUUUGACUAUAAAUACAUGAAUGAAUGGUUCAUGGAUAAUCCAGAGAUAAUAGAAUCUGUGAAUUGGAAAAGAUUUGGUUUUAAGAAGACAGGCAACGAUACCACUCUUUGGAUAGGAAGUAAAGGUGCGCAUACAAAUUGUCAUCAAGAUUCUUAUGGCUGCAACUUAGUAGCACAGAUUCAUGGAAGAAAACAGUGGUUAUUAUUUCCUCCAAGUUCAACUUGUGCUCUUCAUGCAACAAGGAUUCCAUACGAGGAAUCAACAGUGUAUAGCAAGUUCAAUUUCUUUUGCCCAACCGAAGAAGAUGAAACAAAUAUAUUAAAAGUAAAGGAUAAGCCAAAAUUAGUAACCCUUGAACCAGGAGAUGUUUUAUUUGUUCCUGCAGGCUGGUGGCAUUAUGUGGAGUCAUUAGAAUUUUCUACUAGUGUCAACAUAUGGAUACCAAUUGCAACAGACAAUGUAUCAAGAGUCAAAGAAGCUCUUGUGAAAUUAGUAGUAGCCAGAAUUGGUAAAAAUGCUUGCAAAACAUCUGAAGAGGCUCACAAUUCCUUAUCUUAUUGCAUGAAGCUGUUGAAUUUUGCUCUUGAAGAAUGUAAAGAUAUAGAUAAUGUAGAACCAUCACAUAAAAAAAUUAAGCACACUGCAUGGACAGCAACAGACUUAGCAGCAGAGUAUCCAUACUAUGUGAAGCUAUUAAAAGAACUUGAAACAUCAGAAUUGAAAGAACUUUUAAGAAUAAAGAGAGAAAGAUUUCUUGAAGAUAGCGCAGAACCAUUAUCAGGCUGCAGUUCGGAAUUGAGCAGGGACACUCAAGAAACCGCAAUUCAUAAAUUAUCGGAAGAUGUUGUAAAUGCAUUAUGUCACCCUGAUGUUAUUAAUAAAGUGACAGACUUACUUCUAUCUUCAUAAAUAUACAUA
This is a messenger RNA of Megalopta genalis, 1401 nucleotides long. It is a transcript of the gene HSPBAP1, whose product is annotated as HSPB1 associated protein 1. Lineage: Eukaryota; Metazoa; Arthropoda; Insecta; Hymenoptera; Halictidae. The record is from RefSeq and is a predicted model, not a curated record.